Acanthisitta chloris (rifleman) is the source of this 1159-nucleotide messenger RNA. It is a transcript of the gene NUP35, whose product is annotated as nucleoporin 35kDa. Gene Ontology annotation, biological process: nuclear pore organization; regulation of DNA-templated transcription; NLS-bearing protein import into nucleus. Lineage: Eukaryota; Metazoa; Chordata; Aves; Passeriformes; Acanthisittidae. The coding region runs from base 12 to 947 and encodes 311 amino acids. The record is from RefSeq and is a predicted model, not a curated record. Gene Ontology annotation, cellular component: nuclear membrane; nuclear pore central transport channel; nuclear pore nuclear basket. The transcript is spliced from 8 exons. Gene Ontology annotation, molecular function: structural constituent of nuclear pore; single-stranded DNA binding; phospholipid binding.
GAGCUGAGCCAAUGACUCUUGGCUCCCCGACAUCUCCAAAACAAGGAGCUGGUGCUCAGUUUCUCCCUGGGUUUUUGAUGGGUGACUUACCUGCCCCAGUGACUCCACAGCCACGUGCUCUAUGCGGCCCUUCAGCUGGAGUAAUGGAAACGAGGUCUCCACUACUUCCAGGAGGGUCUCACCCACAACCAGUAGUCCCUACGCCUAAAGAUAAAAGUGGUGCUCCACCAGUUAAAAGCAUAUAUGAUGAGUUAUCUAGUCCUGGGCUGGGAUCAACACCUCUGACCUCAAGAAGACAAGCCAGCUUCUCUUUGGUACAGAGUCCAUCGGUUGGAAUUCCACCAUCAACUCCAGGAACAGCUUCGAAUGUGUUCAGUCCUGCAAGUAUUGGGCAGCCUGGGAAGACUACUCUGUCUCCUGCUCAGCUAGAUCCUUUUUAUACUCAAGGUGAUUCACUUACUUCAGAAGAUCAACUCGAUGACACAUGGGUGACUGUAUUUGGAUUUCCUCAAGCAUCAGCUUCCUAUAUUCUUCUACAGUUCGCUCAGUAUGGAAACAUAUUAAAGCAUGUGAUGUCCAACACAGGGAACUGGAUGCAUAUACGAUACCAGUCUAAGCUUCAAGCCCGGAAAGCCUUAAGCAAAGAUGGAAGAGUAUUUGGUGAAUCUAUCAUGAUUGGUGUCAAGCCCUGUAUAGACAAAAGUGUGAUGGAAAACUAUGAAAGAAGCUCUACACCCUCAAUGUCUUUGGUUUUCACUCCACCUGCAAAAUCCAUUGGCACAGCAGUACAACCUGCAAACAAUACUACAAGGUUCCCUACUGUGAGACCUCUUGCAACAGCAUAUAAAGCUUUCACUAGUGACUAUCAGGUGGUUUCUGACAGGCAAACUCCUAGGAAAGAUGAAAGUAUCAUCUCUAAAGCAAUGGAAUAUCUGUUUGGCUGGUAAUAAAGAGGAAGUAACACACUGGGUUCAAACUGUGCUACUGCAUCUGUGGUUAGUUGUAUAACUACUUGUGGCAGUAUUUUAUCUGACAUCUCACCUGUUAUGCCUUCAGCUGAUUCAGCAAACAUGUAGCUUGCACUUCGGGCAAUUUACACAUGGUUUUACAAACUGAAUAAAUGUAAAUAAAAGUGCUUUAUUUCCAUUUGUGCUCUGAU